AUGAGGAGGAGACAAUCAGGGAGGACACAAUCAGGAGGACACAGCCACGAGGACACAGCGAAGAGGAGACAAUCAGGAGAGGCUACAAUCAGGAGGACACAGCCAUGGAGACACAGCAAGGAGACACAGCGAGGAGGAGACAAUCAGGAGGCCAAAUCAGAGGACAGCACGAGGACACAGCAAGGAGACACAGCGAGGAGGAGACAAUCAGAGGCCACAAUCAGGAGGACACAGCCAGGAGACACAGCAAGGAGACACAGCGAGAGGAGACAAUCAGGAGGCCACAAUCAGGAGGACACAGCCACGAGGACAGCAAGGAGACACAGCGAGGAGGAGACAAUCAGGAGGCACAAUCAGGAGGACACAGCCACGAGGACACAGCAAGGAGACACAGCGAGGGAGGAGACAACAGGAGGCCACAAUGAGGAGACAGACAUGAGGACACAGCAAGGAGACACAGCGAGAGGAGACAAUCAGGAGGCCACACCAGGAGGAGACAGCAUGGAGACACAGCAGGGAGACACAAGGAGAGAGCAAUCAGGAGGCCACAAUCAGGAGGACACAGCCAUGGAGACACAGCAGAGAGAGACACAAGAGGAGGAGACAAUCAGAGGCACCAGGAGGACACAGCCACGAGGACACAGCAAGGAGACACAGCGGAGACACAAUCAGGAGGGACACAGCCACGAGGACACACAGCAAGGAGACACAACGGGAGGAGACAAUCAGAGGCCACAAUCAGAGGACAGGCCACGAGGACACAGGGAGACACAGCGAGGAGGGGACAAUCAGGAGGCCACAAUCAGAGGACACAGCCAUGGGAGACACAGCAGGAGAGACACGAGGGAGGAGACAAUCAGGAGGCCACAACAGGAGGACACAGCCACGAGACACAGCAAGGAGACACAGCGAGGGAGGAGACAAUCAGGAGGCCACAAUCAGGGGAGGACACAGCCAUGGAGACACAGCGAGGAGACACAGCAGGGAGGAGACAAUCAGGAGGCCGCAAUCAGGAGGACACAGCCACGAGACACAGCAAGGAGACACAGCGAGGAGAGACAAUCAGGAGGCCACAAUCAGGAGGACACAUGGAGACACAGCGAGGAGACACAGCGAGGAGGAGACAACAGGAGGCCACAAUCAGGAGGACACAGCCAGGAGGACACAGCAAGGAGACACAGCGAGGAGGAGACAAUCAGAGGCCACAACAGGGAGGACACAGCCACGAGGACACAGCAAGGAGACACAGCGAGGAGGAGACAAUCAGGAGGCCACAACAGAGGACACAGCCAUGGAAGACACAGCAAGGAGACACAGAGAGGGGAGACAAUCAGGAGGCCACAACAGAGGACACAGCCACGAGGACACAGCAAGGAGACACAGGAGGAGGAGACAAUCGGGAGGCCACAACAGGAGGACACAGCCACGAGGACACAGCGAGGAGACACAGCGAGGAGGAGACAAUCAGGAGGCCACAAUCGGAGGACACAGCUAUGA
Molecule: messenger RNA, 1497 nt
Organism: Homarus americanus (American lobster)
Lineage: Eukaryota; Metazoa; Arthropoda; Malacostraca; Decapoda; Nephropidae
Exons: 1
Coding region: 1-1497 (498 amino acids)
Source: RefSeq, a predicted model, not a curated record